Molecule: messenger RNA, 5097 nt
Organism: Pelobates fuscus (common spadefoot toad)
Lineage: Eukaryota; Metazoa; Chordata; Amphibia; Anura; Pelobatidae
Gene: ARHGAP39
Product: Rho GTPase activating protein 39
Exons: 10
Coding region: 193-3423 (1076 amino acids)
Biological process (GO): signal transduction
Cellular component (GO): cytoplasm; cytoskeleton
Molecular function (GO): protein binding; GTPase activator activity
Source: RefSeq, a predicted model, not a curated record
GCUAGUCUCGGGAGCGCGCCCGGCUGUAGAGGCGGUUGGAGCAGCAGGUGAGCGUGCACGAGCUUAGCGCAGGGACUGGGCGGCCUCUCCCGACAUCCUCCAUGGCAGCCUCGGACAGGCUCGGAUAGGGCCCCCCCUGGACACAGGGGCCCCCAGGGACCAGGAACACCGCACCCCAACACCACCACCAACAUGGCGGAGAGGCUGGAAUGGGUGGAAAUCAUUGAGCCGCGUACACGUGAGUGUAUGUACGCCAAUCUUAUCACCGGAGAGUGUGUCUGGGACCCACCUUCCGGAGUCAGGAUAAAACGUACAAACGAGAACCAGUGGUGGGAACUCUUCGAUCCAAACACAUCACGUUUCUAUUACUACAAUGCAAGCACGCAGAGAACUGUAUGGCACCGGCCUCAAAACUGUGACAUUAUCCCCUUGGCCAAACUGCAGACCUUGAAACAGAACACAGAAUCACCAAGAGCCUCCACCGAGAACAGUCCCGGGAGGAGCAGUAACAUCAGCCGUGAAGGGAGUACCAGCUCGUCCCUCGAACAGGAACUGGACGCAGGAGAUAAAUGCACUGAGCAAGUGAAGGCCAACCGGCACUCAGCGCCAUACUUCGUGGUGAAGGAAGAAUCAGACAGGACCUCCUCUCUGAGAUGGAAUACUGGCACCAAAGACCGAAUGCUGAUAAAAGUAACCGACCGGGAGCCCAGUUUCCUCACGCAUGGGAAUGGGUACACCACUGAAAGCUUGCAAGGGCCUCGUUCUCGGAGACCAUCAGGGGGCCAGCCAUCGCCUGUUUUGCAGACAUUCUCCGUUGAUACAGACAACUCCGUUUUCUUCCCUGAGCGCAAGCAGUCACCAUAUAUGAAAAGGUCAGAUCAUGUGGGCACUUGCUCUCCGCUGCUUGGACGAGGGGAAUCUUUCUGUACUCUGCAAUCUCAACAUCGAAAACACUCAAAUGAAUCUCAGCCUUCCUCUCCUCGCUAUGCGUACGAACCUCCACUUUACGAAGAACCACCCAUGGAAUACCAGGCCCCAAUCUAUGAUGAGCCUCCAAUGGAAAUGCAAUACGAUGCAAGUGGCAAUUACAGGGCAAUGUCGCCGCAGAAAUCACCAAUCCGCAAACCACAAGGCUUCCUGCAAUCUCCAAAACAAGCAUCCAACUCUCCAUAUCAACAGCUGGUGCUAACCAAACAAAAAUGCUCAGACAGGUUUAUGAGCUUGGACUACAGUCCUGCAGGAAAGGAGUAUGUAAGGCAGCUAGUUUACGUUGAACAGUCUGGGUCAAGCCCAAAGAUGAAAACGGGUAUAAGACAUAAAUAUACACCCAAUACCAUUGGUGGUUCAUACUCCCUACAGCAUAACCCACUUCACAUGAGGGACCAACGACUGGAGGUUAAAUCAGGAGAUUACAGCAGCAUGGAGGGAUCUGACAUACGGCUAAGUCAGCAGAAGAAUCAAUUUCAUGGAGAAGACUCCAUGUCAUGGUCAAGUCAGCAGGACACUAUGUCUUCAACAGGGUAUUCUCCCAAUACAAGGAAAAGGAAAAGUAGAAAACCUUCUUUGUCCUUGGAGCCCAACUCAACCCCUUCAGAAAGCUCUGUAGAACGGGAGACAUUCAUUGAGCAGGGAACCAAUGAGGAAAGACCUUCAUCCAUGCCCAACAGACCUUUGAUGAGUCGGACAGAAAGUAGGUCAUCGGAAGCAGACAUGCAUCGUAACUCUCCUGAGGCAUUUAUGGCGCAAGCUAGGUUAGCCUGGGAGGCCCAGCAGGCCCACUUCCACAUGAAGCAGAGAAGCAGUUGGGACUCCCAGAAGGACGGUUCUGGGUACGAAAGCGAUGGUGCAGUGCCUUUGCCAAUGCCGGGGCCUGUGGUUCGAGCAUUUAGUGAAGAUGAGGCUCUUGCACAGCAGGAUAGCAAACACUGGAAAAGAAGCACUUUUGAAAAACUUGGCUUUCCACAAAUACUACUGGAGAAGAGUGUUUCUGUUCAGACUAACCUGGCCUCGCCAGAACCAUACUUACAUCCAUCUCAGUCUGAAGACCUCGGAGCUUGCGCUCAAUUUGAAAACAGUCGACACAACAGGAACAUGAUGCCAAGCUCCAGCUGUGUCUUCCCCACCUUCACCCUGAGGAAGCCUUCUUCCGAGACCGACAUAGAGAACUGGGCCUCCAAGCAUUUCAACAAACACACCCAGGGGCUGUUUCGACGCAAAGUCUCCAUCGCCAACAUGCUGGCAUGGAGCAGUGAGUCCAUCAAGAAGCCCAUGAUAAUGACCACGGAUCGCAAUGUGAAGAAGGAAGCCUGUGAUAUCUUCAAACUCAUCCAGAUGUACAUGGGGGACCGGAGGGCAAAGACUGACCAGCUCAAUGUAGCUCUGGAGAUUGCCACCAAAGGCUGGAGUAUGCAGGGUUUAAGGGACGAGCUGUAUAUCCAGCUUUGCCGACAGACCACGGAGAACUUCCGCUAUGAGAGCUUGGCCCGCGGCUGGGAAUUAAUGACUAUAUGUCUGGCUUUUUUCCCCCCCACCCCUAAAUUUCACUCAUACCUGGAGGGAUAUAUUUAUCGACACAUGGAUCCCGUGAACGAUACAAAAGUGACUCGACAUAUUAAAGAGCUCCUGGACAUGAACUUUCAGAAGAAAUCCAAAAUGAGAAAGAAAGCAAAGCCUUAUAUUGAAGAAGUCGAUGGGGUGGCAAUCAGCACAUACGCCAAGUAUUGUUACAGGAAACUUCAAAAAGCAGCCUUGCUAGGAGCAAAAAAGGGCCUGAAGAAACCAAACAUGGAGGAGAUUAAACAUGCUCGGAACGCGGUGUUCAGCCCCUCCAUGUUCAGCAGCUCUUUGCAGGAGAUCAUGAACAUGCAAAAGGAGAAAUAUCCUGAUCGCCAGCUGCCGUGGGUACAGACCAGGCUGUCUGAGGAGGUGCUGGCGCUCAAUGGGGACCAGACCGAGGGCAUUUUCAGGGUCCCCGGCGACAUCGAUGAGGUAAAUGCCCUAAAGCUGCAGGUCGAUCAGUGGAAAAUCCCCACCGGUUUGGAAGAUCCCCAUGUCCCUGCCUCGUUGCUAAAGCUGUGGUAUAGGGAACUUGAAGAACCUCUGAUCCCGCAUGAGUUUUAUGAACAAUGCAUUACACACUACGAGAACCCCGAGGCGGCCAUUGCUGUCGUGCAUUCACUUCCACGAAUUAACAAAAUGGUGCUCUGCUACCUCAUCCGCUUCCUACAGGUAUUUGCACAGCCAGCUAAUGUGGCAGUCACAAAGAUGGAUGUCAGCAACCUUGCAAUGGUGAUGGCGCCCAACUGUCUGCGCUGCCAGUCGGAUGAUCCACGCAUCAUCUUCGAGAACACCAGGAAAGAAAUGUCCUUCAUCCGGGUUCUCAUCCAGCACCUGGACACGAGUUUCAUGGAGGCUGUACUAUAGCGAGCAGGACAUGGUUUUAUCCAUCUCGUAACUAUAGGAAGAGAGUCACCUCAACUGCCUGACUGCCAUGUCUCCGCACUCUUACACCAUUUUAGCUUGGGGAUCUGCGAAGUGGUCUUUGCUGCCACCCACCCUUUCAUCUUGUACAGUAACCAUGGAGUAAUAUACCUUUUAUGGUUCAUCCACUGUGGCAAUAACGAUCAGCUGCCCUACCUCCAACAUGGACCAAUACUCAGCUACAUCAAUGGAGGAGGGGAACUGUAUGGCACACUGAGGGCGUGAGAACACGUGGUUAUACAGAUUCACUUACACUACCAUCUCUUGAUCUUAAUUUCCAAACCCAAUGCCAGGUCUUAUUAAUACCGUAUUGUGGGACCAUUUAUGUUUUGUUAAUCAAUCAUUAUCAGCACUUUCUGCAUAUUUGCUAUUUUGAGGGGUCAUUCACCCACUAGGAGUAUGGAAGGAGCUGCUUCAUGGAGGAUCAGUAAUCAGUGACCUUGCUCUGUAAAGUGGUCAUUGAUGUGAUAGAUAUCCUAAUAUCUACAGUAUGAUGAAUUACAAAAGGGUCAUUAUCCUGCUCUGUGUUCUCCCCUUCCUCUGGAAACGAAUUAUGGGGAAAGCUGGGCCAACUGCUCGGAGCCUUGUGUGUCCUGAUAAUCUGUUAGGGCUGCUCUUGUUUUUCUAUGUUUGGUGAGAUUGACCGUCCAUGUUUGUGUAGCUCAGGCUGUGAAAUGCAUUUCCAGCUGCUUGGUUGUAUAACUAGGGGGAAGCCUGUCACUUGAUAAUGUCAUGCCUCGCAGACAGAAUGAAACUGUUAUAAAUGCUAAGGCACACAAAUGUUUAUGAAUGUGAUGACCUCUUAAUAUUAGCGUUCCAUGAAUAAGGUCUUCUACUUUAACUAUGAUCCCCUAGUAAUGCUGCAGCCACUAGUGCAAUAUAACUGUAUGCCCCCAAAUUGAUCUAAGGAGCUGACAAUCUAAUGGUCUAUUUAUUUAGCGUUUUGGGACAGUGAAGUACAUUUUUUACUACUUGGUUAAUCAUUUAAGAACCGAUAUCCAUUCCUUGUUAUUUCAAACUGUCUCCUGUUGACCGUUUGCCAGUAUGAAUUAUCCUACAUAUUUAUCAUCAAUGUAAAGGGCAUAAGAAUGACGUGAUGUCCCAUUCUACAGAGGCCCAGAAAUGGUGAAUGAAUGAAAAAUCAAUGGAGCAGAGUUAUUAUAGGAGGACCAUUAUUGGCCCUAAUGGGUUAAUGAAACUCUAAUCUUUAAAAAAAAAUUGUUAUAAGAAACUUGCCAGUUUUAUCCUUAAAAAAAAAAAUCUAAUUUCCUUUAUCUCCUUAACCAGUCACAGCAGUCAGUGGAUGUGUAUUGCUCUAAUGAACUCUUCAUAUGGGAACAUAAAGCAUUGGACGUUGCUCUGGCAUUUAAGGAGUUCCGGAGUGCCCAGUAAUCCAUUCUUACAAGGCAGGGCACCUCUAGUAACCCUGGGGCAAUUAGUUUGGAAAAUAAGUUGUAUGGAUAAGCUUAUAACAAAAACCCAAACUAAACCAUAUAACCGAGAGCUCCUAAUGAUAUGUGUAUAACAUGUACCAUUUUAACAGGCAUGAAGUGUUUUAACUCCAUGUAGAGAGCACGCAUUUUAUGACCUCUCCCCAAUUCUGCGCAACACACUAAA